This is a messenger RNA of Salvelinus sp. IW2-2015, 587 nucleotides long. RefSeq names its product RNA guanine-7 methyltransferase activating subunit (gene ramac). Gene Ontology annotation, biological process: RNA 5'-cap (guanine-N7)-methylation. NCBI's taxonomy places the organism in Eukaryota, Metazoa, Chordata, Actinopteri, Salmoniformes, Salmonidae. Gene Ontology annotation, molecular function: RNA binding. The record is from RefSeq and is a predicted model, not a curated record.
AUCGGCAGCGUGUUCUUAGAGGGACGUAUUUGCCGUUGCACUGUUGUUGUCAAAAUUUGUCCAGUCGUACAUGUCGAAGCUGUCUGCUGAAUAAAUACAAUUUACAGAAUGACAGAUGGUCCAGAAACGCCGCCUAACUAUGAGGAGCAGUUUGCCCACCGGUUUUCUCUCGAGGACGCAGAGUACCAGCAGUACGUGAGUCGCCCCGCCAACCCCCCGCCACUGGUAGAGGACUGGUGCGGGCGUGGAGGUGGAAACAACCGGGGCAGGGACAACAGAUCCCAGGACCGUGGCGGGUACAGGGGCCGGGGUUGGGGAGGGGACAGGGACCGCGGGGAGACAGGGACCGCGGGGGGACAGGGACCGCGGAGGGGAAGGGACCGCGGGGGAGACAGGCGUUACGGCCAGGGUGGUGGUGGGCAUCAGUCUGGAAGAUACAACUCCUACAACCAGAGACCAUCACAUUACGACCGCUACUGAACUCCUCUUACUGUGGAGUGACCCCAUUCACUCACCCCAGGGCUCCCCAACCCUGUUCCUGGAGAGAGACCCUCCUGUAUGUUUAAAAUCCAACCCUGUUCCUGUGU